UAUUUCAUGGCGGAGGUAUUCGAUGAGCACAGCUGAAGCGCAGAUAAGCAAAUACGAAAUACGAGCGACGUAGCCAGACAGCAAGCAAAAUAGAUAGCUAGUUGUGUUCAGAGAGAAGAGGAGAGACGACAAGACUGAUUUUUUUCAAUUUUAUUUCCGAUGACCGACGCUGCAAUCAACCUUUCUUCAAAGCUAGCUAACGUUUCUAUAGCAAUCCGAUCUUUGAAUUUAAACAGAGACGUUUGAUGUGAAGUCGGCCAGGGUUGUCCUACAGCGAAAAUAAAAGGCCAAAACUGCGUUUCUGAGACGAAGGGAAUGUCUAAUUAACAUCCCUGUACGUGUCAAGCUUGUCAUUCCCUUCGUGUAGGUGCUAUUUACUGCGCUGGGAUUCUCUGUGGAAUGACCGUGUCAUGAUGCAGUCGCUGAGUCUCACCCCGCACCCAGGUGACGAGGGAGGGUGUCUCCGGCUGUCGGCCAAUCACAGAAGGUGCUUUAGGAUAGUCACUUCCUGUUUGUGUUCAUCAAUACUUCCUCUCGGAACCCUCCAGCCUCACUGACGUCCCGCCCCCUUGGUGCUAUGCGUCUCUACUUCCUGGUUUACCGUGUGCUGAUGAUGUCACAGAAGGAAGUAUAGGACCUCUCUUCCUGUAGAACAUCAGCCUCCUUGCACUUUCUAGAACAUCCUGUUCCUGCUGCUACUUGACUUCCUGUUAAUUGCACAACGUCUCUCAGACGCUCUAAGGCUCUGACCUCUGACCCCAAGCAGCCAUGAGGCACAUUCACGUAGAACUGACGCGCGGCAGCAAGGAGGAGCUGGCUCCUGUGGAGCUUCCAUCCGACGAGGGGGACCUGUCUCCUCCUGCGGCCCCCUCACAGGGCCCAGAUCCUGGGGUGAUGGUCGGGGUUUCCAGGCACUUUGGUCAGGAGCAGCUGCGUCUCCAGAAGGUCUACCAGCUCUCUAUCUUCUCCCAGCUGGGGGGGUUCUCAACCUCAGACCCCCCCAGGACAAGUGAGGCCCAGCCGGGACAAGCCCCUCGGAUGGCCAGGCCGGGGGUCAAGAGGGGCCUGGAGGAGCCCAAGCUUACCCACAAAUGGCCCCACCUGGCUGGGGAAACAUACAGAGAUGAAGACGCCCUAGAAGAAGGGGUUCUGUGUGGGCCAGGACCUGGGGUUGGGAUGGGGGUUGGGCAGGUAUUCUCCUGCAUCACGGUGGAUCACAGAGACUCAGAUGGGGACCUGUCACCUAGAUCCCCCCCACCUGAACCCCUCUCCCCCGGCCACGUCCCCGCCCGACGCCCCGCACAGCACAACCACGACAGGCCCGUCCCGGACCCGUGGGCUCCGCUGUCUCCCAAAUCACCUCCCAUGGUUGAGCCCCACAGCCCCCUUGGUUCCCGCAGCCCGUUACCCAGCACAGAGCCUCCUCCUGAUCCUGGAGGGUCCGGGGAGGGCUGCAGUAGUGGCUCCUCAUCAUCAGGACAGUGUCAGCCUAACUCCUGCAGUGACGAGGGUUCCUAUUGGGCCCUCGGAGCCUUCGAAACCCCCAACCCCCCUGGACCUCCCCUCGGACCUACAGGCUCCCUCUCCCCCCACUACCUUCUCACCACAGACCCCCAGGGGCCCGGGGAGGGCAGAGAGUGUGGGGCCGAACUGGAAUCCUCCCCACCCCAUCCCAGUACCACAGCAUCCAUCAACGAGCUGGCCUCCCUGGAGAAGACCCCCAGCACCAGCGGGUUCCGUGGGGUCCCCUCGGUCCCCUGCCCGGCUAAGAAGAAACUUCUAUCCUCUAGCGACACAGCAGAGUCGUGUUCGGAGGAUGAGGGCCCCUCUACCUCUAAGAGGAGCCGUCUUGCACUGCUGGCCCCUGGCUUAGGGCUGGCCUCCUGCAGGGGCACCGAUGCCAAGGCUGCCCCCUUCUGGAACCACCUGCUGCCUAACGCACAGGGCCGGGCCCAUGCCAAGAGUGUAUCAGAAGUCAGCAGAACCAGCAGGAGGCUGAAAAGUCGACAGCUGCGUAGUGGGCGGCGCACAGACACCUUGUGUCGUUCUGCUCGGUCAGGCUGGCCCUCUUCCUCAAUCAGCCGGUCACUUUUGGGCAACUUUGAGGAGUCGAUCUUGAAGGGUCGUUUCUCUCCGUCGGGUCGUAUCGAGGGCUUCACAGCAGAGAUCGGUGCCAGCGGAUCCUACUGCCCUCAACACGCCACUCUGCCUGUACACGUCACUUACUACGACAUCUCAGAGCACAGCGCACCCUCACCCUUCUUGGGAGUGAUCUCCUUGGAGCCUCUUGGAAAGAAAGGAUACAGCGUACCCAAAGCAGGGACCAUCCAAGUGACCUUAUUCAACCCAAAUAAAACUGUGGUGAAGAUGUUCCUCGUGACCUAUAACUUUGGGGACAUGCCCGUCAAUCACAUGACCUUCCUGCGUCACCGCAUCUUCCUGGUUCCCGUGGAGGAGGCCGGGCCAGAUGGGAAGGGGGAGGGGCCUACAGAGCCCAGGGCAACGCCCACAGAGAGGAAGAAGAUUCUCUGCUACUUGAUACACCUCAGAUUCCAGAGCUCCAAAUCUGGGAAGAUUUACCUGCACAACGAUAUCCGGCUGCUUUUCUCCCGCAAGUCCAUCGAGGUGGACACGGGGAUCCCCUACGAGCUCAAAUCUUUCACCGAGGUGCCAAGAAACCCCAAAUACUCUCCCCGUGUGUGAUCCUGCGGCUCCUCAUCCCUGACCCCUAACGCAGCCCGGAAUGGUGCACAGACAGACUGCUCAGUACAUCCACGAGAAAACUUGAAUAGACUAUACA
Salvelinus sp. IW2-2015 is the source of this 2800-nucleotide messenger RNA. It is a transcript of the gene atosb, whose product is annotated as atos homolog b. NCBI's taxonomy places the organism in Eukaryota, Metazoa, Chordata, Actinopteri, Salmoniformes, Salmonidae. The record is from RefSeq and is a predicted model, not a curated record.